Molecule: messenger RNA, 585 nt
Organism: Carica papaya (papaya)
Lineage: Eukaryota; Viridiplantae; Streptophyta; Magnoliopsida; Brassicales; Caricaceae
Source: RefSeq, a predicted model, not a curated record
AUGGGGAAACAAGGGCAGGAACGACAAGUGGGUUUGCAGAGUUCGGCGUCUUCUCCGUCGGUUUACAGCGAGGGUAGUGGUGAUCACGAUGAGGAGUUGCAGCAGAUGCCAUUGGUUCCGCCGAGGUUGAAGAUGAAUAAAAAAAGGUUGUCGAAACAGCUGUCCAUGUGCGAGACGCCGAGGGAUAUUGCUUGGGAGAGAAGACGACAGCAGAUUCUUCGACAGGAAAGGAGGAGAAGUAUUAAUGGAUCGAAUAGUAAUAAUAGUGAGUCAGACGAUUUGACGGAUGAAGAUCUGCAUGAACUCAAGGGUUGUAUAGAGCUUGGUUUUGGGUUUAAGGAAGAAGAAGGUCAACAGCUCUGCAACACAUUGCCGGCGCUUGACCUUUAUUUUGCGGUCAACCGUCAAUUUUCUCCGAGUCCGGUGUCAACACCGGGAAGCCGAUCAUCUUCGUUGGGGAGUCCCAGGAUGAGUGAUUCAGAUUCUUGGAAAAUUUUAAGCCCAGGAGACAAUCCACAACAGGUGAAGACGAAAUUGAGGCAUUGGGCUCAAGCUGUUGCGUGUUCUGUAAUGCAGUCUUAUUGA